AUGACUUCACGUGAAGCCAGAAGGAGUCCCUCGGUCUGUCUGUUUUGCCAGGCAAGACAAGCAGCGCUGGGCCGACGACGCACGAGCACGAUAUCGAAGAGAAAACUCCAGACGGUAGCACUUCGACCAGAGGACGAUGGCUUCCUCUUCAGCAAGGCACAAGAGCAGACUGAUGUCGAGAAGGAAAGCCCAGCAGCAGCUGUGAAAGAGGCGAUGCGUCAGUGGAAGUUGUACAAUCCGAUCGACGAGCUCCGCGAAGCAGCCCUCGGGUUCGAUGCGUUAUGGAAACGAAGAGACCUCCGACUCGAAGUGCUCAGGAACCUCUCCAAUCCUUGGCCUGAGAAACCACCGCAUGUUCACCAUCCAAGCAGAGGACCUCCUCAGCCUCCAGAAGCUCAGGCCGCAUUGAUCCCGCACGAAGUGUUUCGGCAGAGGGUAAAAGAGGCCACCACUGAGAAGCCCGUACGGCAAUUGCUUCGAGGACAACUCCUCCGAGCCCAAUGGCCUAAAGAGAUAUAUCGUGUCGUGGCAGUGGCUAUGAUGAACAAGGAUACAGCAAGAUAUUUGUCCACUCUCUACGAGCCCUUGAUGCGAGCACUAUAUCGCUGUAGAGACAACGUCUCCGAUCCAGAAGUGCUCAAGGCGCUCAAUAUCAUCAUCACGCGAUUGAAAUACGCAGACCUCAAGGUCGAGCCUCCGAUGCUGUUCAUGGCCCUCAAAUUCGCCGCACGCUCUCGGAGUCUUCCAGCCAUGAAAAAGUAUUUGAAAGUCAUCAGGGAUACAGGCUUGGGUAUAACAAGCAAUGUGUUCAGAAGCGUAAUAGCGAAGUUCAGCAUAGGUCAUCGGGGUCUGGGCGAGAUACGGAAUGGGCGGUGGCGGAGGCAGGACCUCUUUCAAGUCUUGACCGGAUUCGAAGACGCCAAAGACCUGCCCAAAGACCAACAAUACCAUCUUGGUGCGUUCCUGGUCCGCGAAGACUGGCAGUACCUCCACGGAUGGGUAGCAGUAUUGGCAAGAUGUAAGGCAAGCGAUACGGUGUGGCAAGAAUGGUUGCUGUGGAAAGAAAGCGACUCACGCAAGUCACCGCGACAACUGGAACUUCGAUCCGGCGGCGUUCUCAUGACGAGUAAAGCCCGCGGCGACUACUGGUUCGUCGAGCAGAUGACCUAUUCUGGAGACAUCGAGAGAGCGUGGCAGAUGUUGAAGGAGACGGACAUCAGCUUCCGUACACUCAAGAACCAAGUCAAGGAUAAACUGCUAGAGCAUAUUGAGUAUGCGACCAUCUGGGAUGACAGCGUGCGAGAGGCGAUGGUCGAUAAAUAUGCUCGGGACCUAGCCAAGAUCGAGGAAGCGCUGGGCGUAAAGUGGAUUCCUGGUGAGGUCGCUGGUGAAGGGCAGCAUGAGCUCUACAUGGACCAGGAGGAGGCUCUUGACAAGCUUGGCGAAGAUGGCUGGAGGUUGGAUGAAGACUACGGCUAUCCGUGGGAGACAUCACCCAUCGUGCCCGAGACAGAGCGAGCCCUCCACGACGCAGCAGAAUGCCCAACUUCAAGGUAA
This is a messenger RNA of Zasmidium cellare ATCC 36951, 1557 nucleotides long. RefSeq lists its product as uncharacterized. The record is from RefSeq and is a predicted model, not a curated record. The transcript is spliced from 2 exons. The coding region runs from base 1 to 1557 and encodes 518 amino acids. Lineage: Eukaryota; Fungi; Ascomycota; Dothideomycetes; Mycosphaerellales; Mycosphaerellaceae.